CAUUUAAAUACGGGCAUGAGUCAGCUUGUAAAGAUCCGGAUGGCAAUUAUAGGACGGCACAUAAGUAGGGCCGCGGUACAGCCUUUCGUAUGCUCCGUCGGCUAAUCCCGCCAAUAUUUUUACCUCGAGCGCUUUGCGAUAUCCUCAACGAGUUCCGCGAAUGUCCUUAGUAGAGCGAUUUUUGGCGUUCAUCCUUCAGCCUUUCGUUCUUUCACAUCGGACGCUUGGAGACUCAGAUGCCGCGUCGGAACAGCAUGACCCUAUCAAACAUCUCACCGAUUCCGACAUAAUCAAGCUAUGGAAAGAAUCUUCUAAAAUUGACGCGGGUACUUUUCAGACGUUCUUAGAUUUCCCGAACCCAGGAAAUGUCGGCUCCAUUGGAUUUGGCACCGUUGUCAAACGUUUUCCAGGUGCUCAAGAGUCACAGGCUAUGGUGCUCGUCCGGAAAGAAACAACUAUUCCCGUCCCAUUAUGCUAUCGUUCCAUCGACUCAGUUUUCCCCCGCUACCUGGCUAUGUCCCUUAUCGAGGGUCAGACCCUGGCAUCUGUUUGGGACAACCUCGGGCUCUGGAUGCGCUUUCGCGUUGUCGUAUCACUAUGGCAUUAUGUGUAUCAGCUCCGCAGUAUUUCUCGUCGAAAUCCUCACCUGUGCCAACUUCCCGGUCCCUUUGGAGGAGCCGGUCCAGAAAGGUGUACAGGUAGUCUCUUCAACGAUUCCGGUGCAGGGCCAUUCCGAUCGUAUGCCCACAUGGCGGCAUGGUAUCGCAACAGACUUCUUGUUAUGCAGAGAUUUCAUCCCAACUUCGAAGCAUUCAAGACAAUAGAUCCAUUUUUUGACGAUACCAAACCCUUGGUAUUUACUCACCAGGACUUGCAUAUGCGAAAUCUGAUACUCGGAAAGGACGGGCAGCUUUGGGUGAUAGACUGGGAUAAUGCUGGGUUUUACCCUGAAUGGUUUGAGGGUGCGAAUAUGAGGGAAGUCUACCGUUUGCAUGGGGAUAGCGGGUCGUGGAAUAAACUGAACUCGUGGAUAUUUGGGAAAUCCAAUUCCCGAGGCCAGUGGCCUUACGUCGAUGCGAUCCGAUUUUCCCUCGUAUCAAUGAGCGCUGAUAUCCCAGACUUGAUUGGUAUGGAAGACUUAUGAAAGCGACCAUACCGCCCGUGUAUAUAAUUGAAUUUGAUAGUACAGGCGACAUGACUGUGUUCUUUGCCGGUCCUGGAUGGCGUUGCAUGCUUUUAAAUUUACUCAUAGAGCGUAUUGCCUUGUACUGGUGUCGCGGGACCAACAAUAGCGUCUCUAUGUAAGGAACACCGAUUCCAGACUGUAUAUGAUUUCAACAGUGACACGAUAAGGAAGAAAUGUAUUUGUAGUUUACUCAUAAUCAUAGUCCCU
This is a messenger RNA of Desarmillaria tabescens, 1393 nucleotides long. RefSeq lists its product as uncharacterized. Bases 161 to 1144 code for a protein of 327 amino acids. Lineage: Eukaryota; Fungi; Basidiomycota; Agaricomycetes; Agaricales; Physalacriaceae. The transcript has 4 exons. The record is from RefSeq and is a predicted model, not a curated record.